AUGAAAUUCAGUCUAUCUGCCGCUCUUCUCCUCGUUGUCGCUCCCACUGCCUUCGGUCUUCAAUCCAACUAUCUUACUCAGUUGAACGGGGGAAUGAUGGCCAGCACAUCGUCGUCAUCCGGCAGCUUCUUCCCAGCUCCUACCGAGACUAUGACCAACACUGCGUCUCCUGUUAGCAACGGCUCCUUCAAUGCUCCCAUGGCAUCUUCAUCAACUCCAUCUCAAGAACUCUUGAACCUUUGGAGUGCCCAAGUUUCCGUGGAAUUGUCUGCUUCCCAAUUGUACUUGAGUGCUUCCAUUUGGUUCCGUAACCGUGGAUACCCUGGCAUGGCCGCAUGGAUGUUGGAAGAGUCCGAUGAAGAACGUGGCCACGGUUUUGCCAUUUUGGAAUUUGCCAUGAAGAAGGGAUUCCCUGUUGUCUUGGAGGCAUUGGAUGCUCCUCGAAAUGACUGGACAGCUCCUAUCGAAGUUUGGGAGAGCAUUAUGGAUGCGGAACAAACCAACACACAGAAUCUGAUGCGAUUGGCGCAUGCUGCCAAUGGAUGCGGAGAUUAUGCUGCCAUGGCAUUCCUUGACCCCUUCCACGCUGAACAACUCGAGGCAGAAGACAAGGUUUCAGGAAUCUUGAACAAGGUUCGAUAUGCUACUCCUGAGUUGAUGGCACAGCUCGAUUACGAUCUUGGUGAGGAGGAGGAAGAGCACUAA
Molecule: messenger RNA, 705 nt
Organism: Cylindrotheca closterium
Lineage: Eukaryota; Bacillariophyta; Bacillariophyceae; Bacillariales; Bacillariaceae
Source: the annotation of a GenBank genome assembly